UCUCCUCCUCUCCGCUAACUCACACAUAUUCUGCCAAAAAAAAAAAAAAAAAACAGCUCCUCAGGCGCCGAUGGCCGGAGGUAACCAUAACAAAAGCGCGUCGCAUAAGCCCCCUUCAUCGUCAGCCUCCUCCUCUCACCGAAAAUCCCGCUGGGAAUCCAACAACCCUCCCUCCGACCAGACAAGAAAACCCGGCGACCCGAAACACAACAAACCCCCAUCCAACCCAUCCCCGAAACCCGGACCUACUCAGAGCCCCGCCCAGAACCCAACCCCUCGCUCCGGUCCAGGUCCGGUCCCAUCUCCCGGAGCUACGUUUCCGUUCCCGGACCCCGCAGCCCUGGGUCCACCGCCUCCGCCGAUCUACGGGUUCCACAUGCUCGAGCGCCGGACCAUCGUCCUCGCCGACGAUACCGUCCGGUCGUAUUUCGCUCUCCCGCUGGAUUACCAUGAUUUCACUCCCGUGGACCCUGCUGGCCGGUUCUUUCCGGCACGGCCCGAAUUCGACAAGCGGUUCCCGGCGCCGGUGAGCCCUGGAGGGUUCACUAGGCAUCAGGAUUACUGGAACUCGCUAGGGCUCGACGGGCGAGGGCCCGGCGAGGGGUCGAUGAAGAGGAAGUACGGGGAGGGCGACGAGAAGGACGAGUUCGCGAAGCAGAGGCAGUACAAUCCGAAUGGGUUUCCGGCGGGCCCAGGCCGCGAGGUUUUGGCCGGAACCAGUGGGGCUUUUGGCCGGGGUGAUGAGUAUAGGACCUUUAAGUAUAUGAGGGUUGGUGGCGGGGGCGGUGGUGGUGAGAGUGUGGGUCUUAAGCACCUCGAGGUUGAUCAGAACGCGUUGAAGAAGGCGUUUCUUCGGUUUGCGAAGUUGGUGAAUGAGAAUGCGGGUCAGAGGAAGAAUUACUUGGAGGAAGGGAAGCAUGGGCGGCUUCAAUGCAUUGUUUGUGGCAGGUCUUCUAAAGAUUUUCCGGACAUGCAUGGUCUCAUAAUGCACACUUACAACUCAGAUAAUGCUGACUUGCGAUUGGAUCACUUGGGCUUACACAAAGCUCUGUGUGUUUUAAUGGGGUGGAACUACUCAAUGCCUCCUGAUAACUCAAAGACAUAUCAGUUUCUAUCUGCUGAUGAAGCAACAGCAAACCAGGAUGAUCUGAUUAUAUGGCCACCUGUGGUGAUCAUCCAAAAUACAAUCACUGGAAAGAGUAAAGAGGGGCGCAUGGAAGGUUUGGGAAACAAAGCAAUGGAUAGUAAAAUUAGAGAUCUUGGAUUUGGGAGUGGCAAGUCGAAGUCUUUGUAUGGGAGAGAGGGUCACCUGGGUAUAACCCUGGUUAAGUUUUCUGGUGAUCAAUCAGGCCUCAAGGAGGCGAUGCGGUUUGGAGAAUUCUUUGAGAAAGAAAAUCAUGGACGCAAGGCUUGGGCUCGUCUACAGCCAGUGUCAUUUGGCAGGGAUGACGAGAAGAACCCAAACCUUAUCCAGGUGGACGAGAAGACGGCAGAGAAAAAAAGGAUCUUUUAUGGUUAUCUCGGAACUGCUUCCGACCUGGAGAAAGUUGAUGUCGAAACAAGGAAGAAGGUCGUGGUUGAGAGCAGGAGGGAAUACCUGUCCAUUUAGAUUCCAAGUAGAUUCUUGGUGACAAUGCUAGGUACUGUUGUUUAUUCUAAUUUAUGGGCACCAAGUCUGAAGAACAUCAGAUCCUUUGGUCUUCUAUUUAUUUUUAUGAUGAAAACUUUAAUGUUAUAUGCCAACAGUUUCUGAUGCCAUAUGUCGUGCCGGUGCUUCUUGGCAUUUCUCGGGUAUUAGAUGGUUUUAUUUGUAGCUGCUGGUUAA
Alnus glutinosa is the source of this 1825-nucleotide messenger RNA. RefSeq lists its product as uncharacterized. Gene Ontology annotation, biological process: regulatory ncRNA-mediated gene silencing. The transcript has 3 exons. The record is from RefSeq and is a predicted model, not a curated record. The coding region runs from base 71 to 1609 and encodes 512 amino acids. Lineage: Eukaryota; Viridiplantae; Streptophyta; Magnoliopsida; Fagales; Betulaceae.